Messenger RNA from Paramuricea clavata, 1761 nucleotides. NCBI's taxonomy places the organism in Eukaryota, Metazoa, Cnidaria, Anthozoa, Malacalcyonacea, Plexauridae. The record is from the annotation of a GenBank genome assembly.
AUGAGUACGAUAGCUUUGACAGUUAGAGGAAGGAUUGUAUAUAUCUCCUCCAUUUAUUUGGAUAUUUUGCUGCCAGCCAAAAAACCUUUGUUUAUUGAAUUGGUGCGAAGAUGUCAAGAAGACAACAUUCCACUUUUAACAGGGAUUGAUUGCAAUGCACACAGUCAGAUGUGGGGUUGCCAUGAACAAAAUAGAAGAGGCAAGGAACUGGAAGAAAUGAUCCAGGAAGAGCAGUUGACUGUAAUGAACACUGGAAAUGAGUGGACCUUCAAUGUUGGGGGAAGACGGAGUAUUAUAGACAUUACAGUACUAAAUGAUCGAGCGGUGCUGGAUCUUGAGAUGGAGAAAUGGCGAGUGGAUCAUACCCACAAUUUCUCUGAUCAUAAUUACAUUAAGUACACAUUUGGACAGUAUGUACCAGGUACAAAGUGGACAAGAAAUUUGCGAAGAGGAAGAUGGCUUGAGUUUGAAGCAAUGGUUGAAGAGGAUAUUGACCCAUCUUGGGAAGAAGACCUGGAGAUGGAAGAUGCUUUGGAAAGGCUGUAUGCAAGCAUGACCAAGGCUCUUGAUAGUGCCUGCCUGCUUCGAAAAGCACCUAGGCACAAGCCACAUAGGUGGUGGAAUGAGCAACUACAACAACUUAAGGUGAAACUGGCAAAACUGGGGGACAAACAUCGUUACUCCACUCAGCGUAUGUCAGCAUAUAGGGAACUUAGGGCUGAGUUUGUUAAGGCAAGAAAACUAGCAAGAAGAACAUCUUGGCGAGAUUUUGCAGGUACUGCAGACAACACCUGGGAUGUUAACCAAAAGGUGAAAGCCCUUGAGGGCAGUCACAACAAGAGUAUUGGGCUCCUUCGAAACUCUGAAGGGUAUACAAGAUCACCACAGGAAAGUCUUCAGGUGCUAUUGGAUGCACACUUUCCUAAUAACAGGCCAGUUUCUGAUGAUUCCGAGGGGCAAACAAUUUCUUCCUUUGAAUUCACAAAUUCACCUUUGGUUAGUUAUAUAACAGAGGAACGUGUUAAAGCGGCCCUGCACUCUUUUGGCCCAUACAAAUCAGCAGGCCCUGAUGGAUUUCCACCAGUGGCUCUCCAGGCACUUGGCAUGAAGGCACGUCAUCUUCUAACUAAGAUAUAUCAGUACUCUAUGGGCUCGGGUUGGGUACCCAAUAGAUGGAAAAGUAUGAGAGUAGUUUUUAUCCCCAAGGUAGGGAAGGAUGAUUAUUCUAUAGCUAAAUCAUAUAGACCAAUUACUUUAUCUAAUUUUCUGCUGAAAGGCUUGGAAAGACUGGCAUACUGGUACACUCAGGAUGGAGUCGUCCAGAGACCACUGGUUAGCCAGCAUGCAUACACAAGGAGUGUAUCAACUGAAUCAGCUCUCUCUGAGGCUGUUGACAUCAUUGAAAGUGCAUAUUACCAGGGAGGUUUUGCACUAGCAGUCAGUUUGGACUGUACAGGAGCCUUUUCAGAGGUCCGUUAUGAGUCUGCGGUGGCAGCAAUGAAAAAUUUUAAUAUACCAGAGGGUCUCGUUGUCUGGUAUGAGACCCUGUUACGUCAGAGAAUGGUGGAAGCCAACCUGCAGGGGGUCCGUGCUAGAAUUUCCCCUAGUAUGGGCAGUCCUCAGGGGGGUGUUUUGUCACCAUUAGUAUGGAACUUAGUAAUGGAUUCUCUUUUAAGACAGUUCUAUUACAGUAAUGAUGGUACACGGAGGACAAAUGUUCCUGUGGAAGCAAUUGGAUAUGCUGAUGAUGUGCUCCUCCUG